This is a messenger RNA of Olea europaea var. sylvestris, 1649 nucleotides long. Its product is annotated as 5'-nucleotidase SurE-like. The transcript has 8 exons. The record is from RefSeq and is a predicted model, not a curated record. Lineage: Eukaryota; Viridiplantae; Streptophyta; Magnoliopsida; Lamiales; Oleaceae. Gene Ontology annotation, molecular function: nucleotidase activity. Bases 325 to 1380 code for a protein of 351 amino acids.
UUAUCGUCCGUAUAGUUUAAACGCCACCGUGUUAAAGGCGUUGCUUCUCCUCGUCGCCGCCACCACCUCCUCUCUAGAAAUGUCGUAUAACAUCGUUGGAACCGUUCUAUAUAUCCAUUUUUAGCUCACUUUUUUACACACACACACACACACACACACUCUCUCUCUCUCUCUCUCUCUAUAACUUUAAAUUUUAAUUCCAUCCUUGAACCCGAACCUACAAGUUUAUAUUCUUCUCACUUUUCUCAUCAUCAUUUCAAUCUGAUAUCCAUUUUUCUUUUUCAUUAUCUUUUUUCACUUUAAUUUGUUUCUCCCUCUCAAGAAAUGACAACACCAGUUAUGAGGAAUAACUUCUUGCCACCGGGGCUGGUGUCCAAUCUGGAACAAGUUCUGUUAAGCCGAAAAACCGGUGGCGGAGGAGACGGUGAUGAAUCCUCUAAUCCCAAUGAAAACGAGGAUGAUUCGACCAAGCCCGUUUCGUCCAGUAAUGGCGGGGAUUCGUCCGAGCCCAGUGGUAAUGAUGGGUCAAAACCCAUAAUUUUGGUCACAAAUAGUGAUGGUAUUGAGUCCCCGGGCCUUUCGUAUUUGGUCUCUGCUCUCGUUCGAGAAGGGCUCUACAAUGUUCACGUUUGCGCCCCUCAAUCGGAUAAAUCGACAGCAGGGCAUUCUUUAUCACUAAAGGAGACGAUUGAGGUGGUUUCUGUUGAUAUUAAUGGUGCCACUGCUUACGAAGUUUCUGGAACUCCUGUGGAUUGUGUAUCAUUAGCGUUAUGUGGUUCAUUAUUUACAUGGUCAAAGCCCCUGUUGGUUAUAAGUGGUAUCAACAGGGGUUUAAGCUGUGGACACCACAUGUUUUAUUCGGGUGUCGUUGCUGGGGCUAGGGAAGCAUUGGUUAAUGGUGUGUCAUCUAUAUCAAUAUCAUUAAACUGGAAGAAAGAUGGAAGUAACGAAAGUGACUUCAAGGAUGCUGUGACCGUUUGCUUACCAUUGAUACAAGCAAUGAUAAGAGACGUGGAGAAGGGUGUUUUCCCCAAUAGUUGUUCACUAAGUGUAGAAGUUCCAACCACACCCUUAACAAACAAGGGAUUCAAGGUUACCAAGCAAAGUCUUUGGAGGUCCACUCUUACCUGGCAAGCGAUUUCAGCCACCAGGCAUCAGGCUGCUUCACGGUUUGCCAGUCAGCAGAAGAAUGCUAUGGCACUUGCCCAGCUUGGACGUGAUGCCUCUGCUGCUGGUGCUGCUCGCCGUUUGAUCACACAAAAAAAGAAUAUUGAGUUAGUUGAAUCAGUAGGUGCUGCAGGGAAAUUGGAUUUUAAACGUAGUGUCAAGUAUUUCCGACUAGAGGUAACAUUCAUUAUGUUGCGGUUUGGAGCAAUGUGAAGCUUCUAAUUUUUAGUACUUUUCUUUUUUACUUCCCUUUUCACGGGGUGCUUUUGAGCUGUGGUUUCUGGUGUUGAUUAUUGUUGAGGAGGCUGAGAUUAGAACACCUGAGAAAUUUUCAGGUUUUUCUUUUUUCCGAUUAAAAUAAAACUCAAAGUUCAAGCAAGCCUCAUUUAAAUGGACAUGCCACCAUUAAGAAUAUCGAGGUUUCAUAUCUUCGCUUCAAGUGUGGAUUUGUUCCUUGUAUGUCAACAACCUUUUUUUCUUUU